AUUUGAUAACUUUGUCACCACAAUUCCUGAAGCGGCUGAGCUACUUAUUUUGCGCUUACAAUUAAAGAUUUAUUCAAAACAUGAAAGAAUUUUCCACACUAAUUAGAUAUUUCAUUUUCAGUCUGAAACGACCAUUUCAUGGUAUUUAAAAUUAAAAACAAAACAGUAGUGGCCAAUUUGAAGAAAUUUAAAGUCUAAAAAUUCGAAAUAAAAUGAUCUUUAAGACUGCCUAUUAAUUUCACUAUAUAGAGGAAACAAAUUCCCCGUUUUUGAACCUCAAAAAUGAUAAAUAUGCACCAAAAAUGGUCCUUAAGGAAGAAGUACUUUAGAAAUGACCCUUUAGAGUACUGAGAAAAUACAUUCCAACGCUUCUAUUCCAGAAGGGUACAAAUGAGUGGUCACAAAAGAAUCUCUAGAUCAUUAUAGAAAUAAAAUGAGAAAGAUUAGAGAAGCUGUAGUUAGCCCAAGAAAGUUGCAGAGUAAUAAAAGAAGUCAACACAUCUUCGGAAUCAACAAGGAAAAAUAAAUAUAAAGCCAUAAGAGAAAGACAAAAGAAACAACUUGAUCACGCUAUGAAUUGGAAGCCAAUUCUUUAUAAAGCUAAUGAUGAGAAAGCAAUUUCUACUCUUCAUCUUGAUAUGACCCAGAAAUAAGAAGAAACUUGCUUUCUUUAAAAAGAAUCGCGCAACUAUUGCGUUUCAAAAUACCUCCAAGAAAUCCAAAAAUGUUCGCAAUAAAGAACUUUUAUAAUUCUAGAAAGAACGAGAUCUGCCCCUAAGAGGCCCAACAGAGACUCACUCGUCCUAAAACCGACUAAUCACACUAAUAUUUAUCAAAUAUCUUCAGUGCAUUCAACGAGCACAGAGAUGCCUAAAGGUUGUAAGAAACCACAUAGCCACAACAGCACUCAAGGAAAGAGGAGGGUUUAAAGAUAUAAACAAGAGGAUUAUUAAGAUAGAAGAUAGCGAUGGAG
Molecule: messenger RNA, 973 nt
Organism: Moneuplotes crassus
Lineage: Eukaryota; Ciliophora; Spirotrichea; Euplotida; Euplotidae
Source: the annotation of a GenBank genome assembly